AGCACCGGUCACUCCCCACCGCCAAUGGCCUGCUCGCCCCAACCGGCUGCUCUGGGACUGCCUGUCAAGCCAAGCUCCUCGCGUCUACCGGCUCCCUUAUCACUCACUAUAUCUUCUCUACUCUACCUUUCUGCAGAAACAGCCUGGCGUUACGUCAGACCCGGGCAAAAACCGCAGGGCAAGCAAGUCGGCGUCUAAGGAGCUAGGCAUUGCUGCCAAACCCGGGUUAAGGCUGCUCACUCACAGCUCAGCGUUCAAUGUCAUUAAAAAGGAACACUUUUAAACCGCGGCAGCAUGUGGUAAGUCAAUUUUUCUCUGAUACAUUUUUCCAGCCGUUGGGAUUUUGACCGUUUUCACUCACAUGACACUUUGACCGGUUGUCUCUGGCUGGCAUAAUUGCGCAAAAAACUGCGGUAACACCGUGUGUUGGAGAUUGUUCAGACGUAGACUAACAAACGUUCAGCCACUUUGAAACCAACAUGACAUGAUGAUGAGGCACCCAAGCUUUUCAACAACCACUUGCAGAGAUUUUUUCUUCAUUUUUUCAAUUUGACUCUUGAUCAUUUCAAAUACAAACAUGCCUCAUGCUCGAAAUAGGAACCCUAGCCCCAUCCCUGAGGUAACAUGGGAUACGGGAUUGAAGGAGAUGAACGAAACUUGGAAGGGAGCUAUUGCCUGUCUCGGGGUGGCAGUCUUUUUCGUCAUGACCAUUGGGAUCAUAUACUGGCAAGUGGUGGAUCAGCCCAACAAGAACUGGAUCCUAAAGGGGAGUUAUAGCGGGCUAAUCUGGGAGAGACGGACUCACUCUCUGGUCAUACAGACACUGACAGAAGACAAGACCUACGUGGAGAUUGACGUGGGCAACGUGGGGAACCCCGAUGUUGAAGUGCCGUUUGUCAGGAACCUGUGCUGGCUCAAUAAGACGGAGUUCUGCUAUACAUGGGAUUCGGUGGCGGAUGUUAAAAUCUCUUUGGAGGUGAAUGAGGCGACGGAGACGGAGUGUUAUAGCAUGACAUGGGCGCCGGUGCACUGUCAUGUGGAGCUGAAGGACUGCUUCUCCAUGGCUAACAUGUCGUGGUACGGUGGCGCCAGCGUCCAGAACCAGAGUUGGCCAAUCAACGAGCAGAAUGUCACCAUGCAGCCGUUCACUGUCAGCAACCUCAGGGACAACCCCUCUGGCUUUGGCUCAGUUCUCGAACGCUACUUCCUGGGCUCGUCAGGUGUAGCAGUGCUGGUGUCCCCAGAUGUUCCUCUUCAGGUGGGAAUGGAGAGCCGACAGCAUUUUUGCCUGCAGUCUCCCUCCAGCCUGGAGCGCACCCCGCUUCAGUACACUGUGUGCGUGGGCCGCAACAUCAGGGCUGUACACCAGGAGGUGCUGCAGCAGCUCUCAUCGCCCAGCAGGGAGCUGCCCAACAUGGACGUCUUAUGGUUGCCUUUCUGGAAGCUUCUGGCCAGUGUGGACUCAGGGCCAAAGGUAGAGAGGGAGUUGAGGACCUUCUCCAACCGUCUGAGGAGACACCAGCUGGGAGAGGGGGCCAUCAGCCUCAACGAACAUUCCACUGCCCUCCUCGCCGACAUGGACCAUGAUUACCGCACCAGCAGGAAAAGGGGGACAUCCAAGAGACAGACCAGGGACUUCAGGGACCUCUCACUGAUCAAGCUUCUAAACAUUUCCAUCACCCUGUCCCCGUUCCUGAGCGUGGACACCACCCAGUUCCACAAGUCCCUGCUGGACGGCACUGAGGCCUAUUGGCUCAGCCUCCCCGUAGCCCCACAGGGGCGACUGGUGCCUGUGCUGACCCAGUGGCGAGGGCAGUUCUGCGUGAAACUGAACAUCAGCAACCCAGAGGCGGUCAGCUGGUUCCUGGACCGGGUGGGCUUGCUGCAGGCCCGUCUGGGCAUGGAGUACAUCCAUCUGGAGGGGGCGGAGGGGAACCCGCUUGACCUGGGCGGGGGAGACCAGUAUAUUGGCCAACUGGCAGAUGUGGCAGCCAGAAUAGAAGAGUCGGCUAUCAUGAACGCAGGGACGAGGUCGAGUCACAAGCCUGUGUUUGUGCGGAUGCCUCCUUUGCAGUCUGACUGGAGCUCCUCUGGACUGAAGGGCCUCAUUCCCUCCUUGCUGCACCACACUCUGCUGGGCUACAACUUACUCAUUCCCGACGCAGUAGGUGGUUCUCUAUCUGGGGAGCUGGUGACUGACGAGGAACUGUUCAUCAGGUGGCUGCAGAUUGUAGCCUUCCUCCCCGUCAUCAGCUUUGAGACGCCUCCCUGGGUCUGUGGGGAGGACCGGGUGCUGAACUUGACGCGGGCUCUCAUCGCGUGGCACCAGGACUUUGUGGUUCCACUGGUGACGAGGUAUGCAGAGGACUGGAUGACCUCGGGGAGCCCAAUUUACCGGCCCCUGUGGUGGCUCAGCCCUGAUGACCCCGUGACCUUCACCAUUGAUGACCAGUUCCUCAUCGGAGACGAGGUCCUUGUUGCCCCGGUAAUAGAGAGGGGGUCAGUACGGAGAAAUAUUUACCUGCCCGACGGGGGCUUUCAGUGGCAGGACAGCCGCAACGCCCAGGUGUUCGACGGGGGAACUCUCUUGGAGGACUACCCUGUCGCCCUCGAGGAGGUCGCCAUUUUCUUACGGAGGAGAUCUUGAGGCUCAAGUCACGUGAUUUAUACGUGACCUAUCCGGAUACUAGUUUUGAAUCCUUUAUUUUCUGUUUGACUCGUGCUGUUCUCAAGUUGCACUUUUCCACAAAGACAAUUGACAGAGGCUCGAGACUUCUUCUUGAGAUUAGAUGUGAAUAUUUUUAUACUUGCACUUUACAAUUCAGAACGAUUUGUAUUUUAUCGACGUCGUUUUCUUCUCUCUCCUUCCUUUUUUAAACUUUAAUCUGUUGUACCUCUCGGCUGAUUGUUUCAGGACUUCUUUUAAUCAUUGCUGUUCUUGCUUUUUUUGUAUCUAAGAAAGAAACCUGUGUGUUUACAUAUGAUUCAUUUCUAACGUUUCUAACUGCUGCCGGUUCUCAUGGAGACAUGGAGUACCAAUGCAAGCCCCUCUUUCGCUUCAAAACAAAACAUAUGAAUUUCUAAAGAAGACCAAACGAAGGAAAAGGAACAGAAGGAUAUGGUUUCUGCUAACGGAGAGCCUGGAAGAAAUGAAUGAGAUGAAUGAGAUGUUAGCUUAAUAUGAAAGAGGCUGAAGCAGCUUGGUAUGUCUCUCUCAUUCUUUGGAAAAGCUUUUACUUGAACUUACCUAGGCUCAGAGCUGAUGUAUGAUGAAUGUACCUCAACUUUAGUUUUUCAUUGCUUUACUACGCUAACAAGUCUGUCAAUCAACACACACUUCAAGACUUCGAGACACCACUCUCCUUUAAAGCACUUAUUUUUUAACUCAUGCUCAAACAAUAUGCAGAAUAUAAUGCUAAUAUUCUUUAUUGUACUUUACAACCUUAACAUACACUACUUGACCAAAAGUAUGUGGACACCUGCUCGUCAAACAUCUCAUUCCAAAAUCAUGGGCAUUAAUAUGGAGUUGGUCCCCCCUUUGCUGCUAUAACAGCCUCCACUCUUCUGGGAAGGCUUUCCACUAGAUGUUGGAAGAUUGCUGUGGGGACUUGCCCCCAUUCAGCAACAAGAGCAUUAGUGAGGUCGGGCACUGAUGUUGGGCGAUUAGGCCUGGCUUGCAGUCAGCGUUCCAAUUCAUCCCAAAGGUGUUCGAUGGGGUUGAGGUUAGGUAACUGUACAGGCCAGUCAAGUUCUUCCACACCAAUCGCAACGAACCAUUUCUGUAUGGACCUCGCUUUGUGCACGGGGGCAUUGUCAUGCUGAAACAGGAAAGGGCCUUCCCCAACCGAUUGUUGGAAGCUCAGAGUUGUCAAGAAUGGCAUUGUAUGCUGUAUCAUUAUCAUUUCCCUUCAAAAACAGCCCCAGACCAUUAUUCCUCCUCCACCAAACUUUACAGUUGGCACUAUGUAUUGAGGCAGGUAGCGUUCUCCUGGCAUCCGCCAAACCCAGAUUUGUCUGUCGGACUGCCAGAUGGUGAUGCGUAAUUCAUCACUCCAGAGAACCCGUUUCCACUGCUCCAGAGUCCAUUGGCGGCGAGCCUUACACCACUCCAACUGAUGCUUGGCAUUGCACAUGGGGAUCUUAGGCUUGUGUGCUGCUGCUCGGCCAUGGAAACCCAUUUCGUGAAGCUCCCGACAAACACUUCUUGUGCUGACGUUGCUUCCAGAGGCAGUUUGGAACUCAAUAGUGAGUGUUGCAACUGAGGACAGACGUUUUUGUACGCUCUUCAGCACUCAGUGGUUCCGUUUUGUGGCUGUCUGCUCUAUUUUUUACACCUGUCAGCAACGGGUGUGGCUGAAAUUGCUAAAUCUACUCAUUUGAAUGGGUGUCCACAUACUUUCGUAUAUAUAGUGUAGCUUUUCAAGCUCUAUUCUGGUAUAAGCAACCCAUUUGAGUGCCUUUUUUAUACAUGAACUUGAACCUACACCACUGUCCCAGUAAUAGCAUGCACCGUAUGCAACAGAUAUUGCUUAUAGCAGCUUAGCCCACUCAAAACUCCUACUCUAAUAUGCUGUCUGUCUUAAAAUAUUUUAAUAGGAUGUUCAUUUUUUACUGGCAUUGCUGCUGUGUUGGUGUGCUCUUUCAUGGUAGCCAGAGGAAGCUCUUAAGGUGGCCGCCAGUUGUAACGGAGAUUAAAAUAAGACAGGGAUGUUCUGGGUCUAUUACCCCCCCCCCCCCCCCCCAAAUGGUUGGAAACACCUGUGUGCUGUUUGGCGCAGUUUGGAUGCAGAUUAGAAUGACUGUUGUCAAAGAAUGCAAGCCCCUCCCCCAAUUGUAUACAGGGUGGAUCACCAUUGAGACCAGAGUCUCAUUUGCAAGGGAGCCCGGUGAACAGGAACAUACAAUAAAUAGUAUCAAUACAAUACAUACAAUAAGAGUCAUCAAAACAAACAACUCACAUAUCACCUCCCUUAAACUCCAUCUAAACUGUCCAUUUCAGACAAGUGAGUCAAAUUUCAAGGUGGCCUGAAGGUUAUUCCAUGACCCGGGGGCAUAAAGACAUACAAACUAAAGGCAUUUUUACCCAGGUCAGUGGAGACCCGCGGGACCUCUUUGAACCAGCCAGUCCAGAGAGUGGGUCUGAAAAUGGCUGGAUCUCCAGUUAAUACGUGAGCUGAGUUAGAAGAACCGCUUUAUAUACAAAAAGUAGCCAGUGCUGGGCCCUUCUGGUAGUCAGAGACUCCCAGUCAACAGAGCUAUAGAAAAUGCAGUGAUGUGUAAAAAAAAUUGUCCCCAGUGAUAAAGCUCAGUGCUGAAUGAUAGACUGAAUCGAAAGGGUUUAAAGCAGAGGCUGCCGCAUGCAAGUACUGUAGAUUGUAUCACCAUUGUCAAUUACUGUAGAUUGUAUCACCAUUGUCAAGUACUGUAGAUUGUAUCACCAUUGUCAAGUACUGUAGAUUAUAUCAGCAUUGUCAAGUACUGUAGAUUAUAUCAGCAUUGUCAAGUACUGUAGAUUAUAUCAGCAUUGUCAAGUACUGGGAGAAGAGUUGCUUGAACAAUCUUCCUUCUACUUUCCAAAGUGAGGAAGGAUUUAUUUCUAUAGAAGAAACCAAUCUAAAUUGUCAACUUUUUGGUCAGUUUUUCAAUGUGUGUUUUAAAAGAGAGCUUAUCGUCAAUCCAAAUAACCCAAGUAUUUUUAAAUGGGUAACUUUGCGCUCCAUUCAAUUAGCAAAUAUGAAAGUCCUCGGGGUCAAUAUUACGAGACCUAGAGAACAACAUACAUUUGGUUUUAUUAGCAUUUAGCACUCAUUUAAGAUCACUAAGUGAUUUUUUAAAUUGAGUCAAAACCAUGAUGAAGGUCAUGAAUGGCCUGCUGUAAUGAAGGGGCACAGAAGUAAAUAACUGUAAUCCGCAUAGAGAUGAAUGUUACAGGUCUUAAUAGAUAGACCAAUAUUAUUUACAUAAAUAGUCGACAACAGGGCCCAAAAUCGACCCCUGCGGCACAUCUUUCGUAAUAUUAAGGAAACUAGAUUUGAUAGCGUCAGUAAGCUCACAUUGUGUCCUGUCCGUUAGAUAGUUUGUGAACUAAUUGCAAGACGCCUGAUCACGGUCUAUUUCAGACAAACUUUGAACAAGUAAAAAAUGGUUGACCGUAUUAAAUCCCUUCGACAGGUCAAUAAAUAAGUCGGUACACAUAUUUUUAUGGCCUAAACAAUAUAGCACAUCAUCUAAGACAAGUGUAGCCACUAAAACAGUGCUAUGUUCACGUCUAAAACCAGAUUGAUGUUCAUUAAGAAAAGAAUGAGAAGUCAAAACAGUUUUAAGCUGAGAGUUGGCCAGGGACUCUAAAACUUCGGCAAGGCAAGAUAGCUUGGAAAUUGGAUGGUAGUUAUCCAAGUCAGAAGGAUCUCCACCUUUGUGUAGGAGGAGGACUUAUGCCAUUUUCCAGAUAACUCCAGAAACAAUUGCCAAGUUAAAAAAUAUGGGGAAAGGAUUCUGCAAUGAGUGGGGCAGAAAUCUGCAGCAAAAAGAGAUCAAGUGAGUCAGAUCCAGCGGAUUUUUUUUAAAACAUCGAUCUUCAAUAAGGCACCUAGGACAUACUGUAGACAUCCAGUGGUUGAAAUGAAAAUGAGGAAUGUGUAUCUGGGAAUGUAUUGUUCUCUGCAACCUGGCUCGAGGUGAGUAAAAGGCUCCCUCUGUUGGAAUCAGAGUUUUCAGAAGCUAUUUUAUCAAAUAGGUGACCCCACUGAGGCAAAGUGGUUAUUAAAAAUCUCCCUCUCAAAUGUCCAUCUUAUCUGUUAUGGGAACAGAGGCUGUGGUAACACGCUGGAGUAAUGAGGGGAGGGAGUUUUGUUUAGGAUAUUUGACUACCUUCCCAGAAGGCAGCUGGAUUCUCACCAGUUCAAGAAGUAUGUCGAUUUUGCCUUUUUAACCAGGCAUAGACAUAUUUCUGAAGCGUCUGAAGGACUGCCAGUCAGACUUAAAUUCAGUCAUCCUAGCCUUAGCCCAAGCUACAUAUCUCUCCAGAAGUAUUUCUGAUAGUUCAUGCGUGAACCAGGGAUUAGCUUUUAUCCCUUACCCUUCGUUUCUUGAAUGGAGCAUGCUUAUCUGCAAUAGAGCAAAGAAGUUAAACAGUUUAGGGCCUGAUGCGAAAUGCCUAUAAUUUGUCUUGAAAUAAUGCGAGGGCGGGAUGUAGGUAGCUCUGCAUCUCUUAUGCAGACAACGGGACAAUGAUCACUGAACUCAUUAGCAAAAAUAAAAUUGGCUUUAUACUUAUGAGGGGCAUUUCUCUCAAUAAUAUGUAAAAGCGUAGAUUUUUCAGGGUGUUCAAAGUUGGGGUGAGUUUGCUCAGUUAUCAACUGAGUUAGAUUUAGCUCAAUGCAGAUAUCUUUCCGCCUAUCAGAGCUACAAUAGACUCAUAGCCAGUCGUACAGUGCUAGCAACCUACUGAAUCUUUCGCUGCCAUGACUCCAUGAUGGCACUGGGCCUGAAAUAAUCAGUUCUUUGAAAUUCCGUUUCAGCAGUUCUGAGCUUGCCUUCCUAAUGUCAUUAGAACCCACAUGGACCACUACAGCGACAACCCCCGUUUUUAUGGCAUAAAACAGUAGGAUGCACCCUAGUAAAGUCCUGAACCCGAGCCCCAGGACAGCACAAGGUCUUUGCCCCGGGAACCGAGAUGUUUCACACCAUAAGCUGGCGAUGAUAAAGGCUUGUGAGAUGGCAGAGGCGGUCCGGAGUGUUUUUGUGCCUCACGCCGGCCACAAAACCCAUUAUGGCUGACGGAGGAGCCAGUGCGUCAAGACACCCUUGAGGUCCGGUGAGAGGAGAAGCGCAGCGGUUCGGAAUCUGGGACAGAGUCCCCUCGGGAACUUAGAGGAUCCGAGGCAGGAUCCCCCUUGGGAAGGAGUUUCUUUGGUGCUGGGAAGCCCGACCCGAAUUCAGUUUUCAAACAGCUUUUACCAUCUUGGCUUCCCGAGACUCCAGCGCCAUCGCCCCCCCAACCCGGUCCCAGCACCAAAGAAACCACACUUGCCACAGGCCACUUCCCUCCAUUUGGCCUAUGGUGGGUGACGUGCUUCCAUGGUUGGGCAGCAGAAUUGGUGAAGCUCCGUUCUUGCUCCAUUUCCCAGGGGAGUGGGAGGCUUCUUUGGGGAGGGGUGCCUGAAAGUUUUUAAUCGGUUUGCUAAGAGUAGUCACUUCUUUCCUAUAGUCUUCUGCAAGUAAACAAUUGUUGCAUCGAAACUCCGGUCAGUCCACAUUGUUCCGGGAAGAGUGCAUAGUAAAUAAUGCUCGCUUUUUUCCCUGAACGGGAAAGCAUCCAUGGAAAGAGACAUAGGAACUAAAGAGAUAGCGAUUUCAGGCAGAGUAAUAAAAUAGACAAUAACUGAUUUUCCGGACCUAUACAGGCCGUCGGUAAAUAGACCCAAUAUAUGAAUACACCAAAUACAAAAAAAUAUAUUAAACAAAAUAGACUCCAGCCUGUUAAACUAACUUUCUUCUACAAACAAUUCAGUCUCAAACAAAUGUGUGCGCGCUCUCUCUUUCCAGUGACCCUAACUCUCAUGGGAUAGUUCAGGGAAAUGACAUAUUUAGAUAUGUUUCCUUGAAAGCAGUCUCGGUACAGUGACUGCAAUCCACAGGGCAAUCCAAAUCAUCUCUUAAAUGGAUUGUGUUGCUCAAUGGUUCAGAUGAUUUUGGCAGAACAUUUCAAAUGGGGAUACUAUUUGGUCCCAAAAUGCUAAUAUUACCCGUAGCUAGUUUAACAAAACCAAAUUGUGGAUUGCGGUCAUUUAAGGUAAGAAUUUCUAAAUAUGUAAUUUCACUGAACUAUCCCUUUAAAGAGAUAGUUCACACAGCUACAUCGUGGUUGCUCAUAGUAGAAAUUCAGUGUUUCUGUACUAUUAUUUCGUAAUAUGAUAGCAUAUUUGUCUAACAUAAAGGGCCGGCGGGAACCAUUCAUUGGAUCCAUGAAUUGGCAUCAGUGCCCUUAUCAAGAUAAUAUUGAUAUUAAUAUUCUCAAAUGUAUUUUGAAGGCUACACAACAAUUGAAAGAAGGAUUUACUGUAAAGAUUUUGUAUUAACAUUUGACUGAAUUGUGACCUGAGUGACCUGCUAUACAGUUAGAUAGACAGCCAAUCUGGUUUAGAAAGCAUGUGAUUUGUGUAGAGACUGUCCAAACAUAGAGCAAUGUCUCCACACAUUACGGACCUGCUAAAUGAGUUGGUUAGUGAAUUCAUUAUUUGAUUUACUGUAACUAUACCCUCGGUUCACAAACAGAUUUUUAACCUCAUUCUUUUUAUCCACCAGUGUAUGUGAAAACGGUACAUUUCUAAGUUUUGUAGUCAGAAAGAUAGAAAAGGUUUUCAGCAAUUACUUCCGGCGAUGUAAUUUUCAAAAAAAAAAAGUUUCCUUUGUAACAAAUCAAAAAACAGUUGUUGCUUAACAAAUCAAACCUCGGUACGGAUUCUCUCUGGUUUGUUUGCCAUUCUGGGACCUGAACUCCGUUCAUUUAACUACACCUUUAAUUUUGACAACUUAAUUGAUUUACUUUAAUUUGACUUGUUUACUGUAUACAGAAAGAACACUCAGGUCUACUGUCAGUAGCUAAUCAAAUCACACAAGGUCUACUGUCAGUAGCUAAUCAAAUCACACAAUGUCUUAGAGCCACAGCACAUUGUGAGCAUGAGUCUUAAACGUCUUAAACCCUAUUAGAGAUGAAUGUACUUAACCGUUAUGGCCCCAAUGCAGUAAAACUAACUGUUUAUGUAAAGAGCUUAUAUUUUUUUCUGCUUAUGUUUUUCAGUGUAUGCUGUGAAAUGGUACUGUAGAUGUAAGUUGCUAAGAAAAGCUUGGAGACACUUUUCCCACCACACGCUGAGCAAGCGUGAUCAUAUGUACCUUGUUGUCAGCCCUCUCUUAUACAGUAGGAGGACAGACCGGGUAUUACUAUAACCACAUCAGCAAUGUACAUAUUUCAAUGACUGUACAAUCACAUGUUUUAUUUUUCUCUUCUGUAAAUUGGAGAAAUAGAAAUCGACAAAACUGCAAUAAAGUUUACAUUUUCUUACCGAA
Molecule: messenger RNA, 10071 nt
Organism: Salvelinus fontinalis (brook trout)
Lineage: Eukaryota; Metazoa; Chordata; Actinopteri; Salmoniformes; Salmonidae
Product: SITS-binding protein
Exons: 10
Coding region: 578-2647 (689 amino acids)
Source: RefSeq, a predicted model, not a curated record